AUGUCUCUAAGGCAACAAAUUAGGAGAGGGAGUAGUUCCAAAUUCAACUAUGUCAUCAAAAGGCCAAAAAUAACCGAAAACAUAGCUGGUAUCGUUUCAAAUCAAGGAAAAGCCCAUAAUGACCUUGAUGCUUUUGGGGAAAUUUUUAAGAGAGCAGCUGUGGCCAAACUACCCACUUACCUUGGCAAAGUGGAUCCAGCAAGCUUAGAAAAUUGGGUGAGAGAGUUUGAUAAACUUUUUGAUGCUAUCAAUUACCCUGCGGAAUUAAGAGUCAAUAAUGUUGUUUAUUACCUUAGAGAGGAAGUCGAUUUGUGGUGGAGUCAAAGGAGAGAUGACUUGAUGAGUAGUCCUAACUUUGGGUGGGCUGAAUUUAAGGAGACUUUAAGAGAGAAGUUUUACCCUGCCUAUUUGAGGAAACAAAAAUGUAUGGAGGUUACCAACCUUAGGAUGGGGAGCAUGACAAUAAAUGAGUAUUAUAGCACGUUCAUUGAGUUAAUGAGAUUUGCACCUGAGGUAGUACCAACUGAAGCACUUAAGGCCUAG
Messenger RNA from Chenopodium quinoa (quinoa), 543 nucleotides. RefSeq lists its product as uncharacterized. The transcript has a single exon. NCBI's taxonomy places the organism in Eukaryota, Viridiplantae, Streptophyta, Magnoliopsida, Caryophyllales, Amaranthaceae. The record is from RefSeq and is a predicted model, not a curated record. The coding region runs from base 1 to 543 and encodes 180 amino acids.